GAGAGCCCAGCUUGCUCCGUGUGAGAACGAUAAUGUAGCUCUGGGAGGAGUGGAGCAGGAGGGGGAGAGAGCCGCGCACAGAAAGAAAACGGGAAUAAGGAACAAGCAAUAGUAUAAACUGGGUCCUGCAGGAACUGGACAGAACCAGGCAGAACACGCUGGAUGGACUUCCUCGUCAUGAUCUUUUCCAGUCCGUCUUUUAGGUGAUUCCGUCGGUCGCACACUUUUAAUGACCGUGCAGGUCUUUGGGACUUAUGAAUAAUAGGGGAGCAGACGAAGACGGCAACCAUAAAGCGGUCACGUUGGACGCUCUGUUCAUUAGAUAAUAAGCUGGACCACUGUUCCUGCCAUCGUUCAAAACGCAAGGCUAGCCUGUGGUUCAUCUCCAGUGUUUUUCCCCUGGCGUUUGCAGACACUGCUAUCUGGAAACAGGCCCGACAGUCUUCCAAAGCAGGAAUGAGUUACAUUUGUAACAAGCCAGUGUGGUAAUUGUUGCCAUUUCCUUGCUCGCAGAAAAGCCACUCUGCAUCUCUUUUGUCGUUUGCAUGGCUGGACGCACAGAUACUCUACCUUUCUGCUCCUGUCGAAGCCUUUGCUGAUCCUGGCCGGUCUCGUCUGCACAGUGGAAGAAACACCAUGCUUAUGUGCGCCCUCCUCAUAAUCCUACAGUAGUAUCUUACAGUAGUGUCUUGUCAAUCGUGCCCCCCCUCAUGCCAAAGAAGGACCGUAGAUCGUAGAGGCCUCAUUCGCUUUGCCCUUGUCACUUUACUCAGGCAAGUCACUUUUUCUUUUUUUUUUUGUUCUUUCUUCUGUGUUAUUCAGACCUGGAUAUGCGCUGGUGCCAGUAGCUCUAACUGAGCCCGACAGACAAGACUUCUCUAUGAUUUUUUUUUUUUUUUUUUUUGACAUUUUUCUGACAACUUUCCAACCUCCCGGCGUUUGAAGUUGAAAGUGCACAGUUGCCAAUAGGACCCCCUAUCUUUCUCGUCUCCCUCCCCUCUCUCCCCUCUCUUCUUCAACACUGGGAGAACUGUCAGCUUUAGGCUGCCCCCUCCCAGCCACCCCAGUUGUCAAAACGACAUUGUUGUUAAAGGUAUGGAGGAACAGGCCCGCAUUAUGUCGGGUCUUAUCGGACUAGCUGGACUGUCUCAGGGGGACGUGGUGGAUCCCGACGCCGUGCGGAAGCAGCAUAGCCUCGGACAGCCGCAGCAGGACAUCGGUGACAUCCUCCAGCAGAUCAUGGCCAUCACAGACGAGAGUCUGGACGAGGCCCAGGCCAGGAAGCAUGCAUUAAACUGCCACAGAAUGAAACCUGCCCUCUUCAGUGUGCUGUGCGAGAUCAAAGAAAAGACAGUCCUUAGUAUCCGAGGCAUCCAAGAAGAGGACCCACCAGACCCACAGAUCAUGCGACUGGACAACAUGCUAUUAGCAGAGGGGGUUUCGGGUCCAGAGAAAGGUGGAGCCUCUGCAGCGGCGGCAGCAGUUGCCGCUGCAGCCGGAGGGUCACCUAGCGACGGGAGCAUAGAGCAUUCAGACUACAGAGCCAAACUAGCCCAGAUACGACAGAUCUACCACGCUGAACUGGAGAAAUAUGAACAGAUUCACACCUCAACCUCUCUCACCACUUGUAUUCCCCUCCUUUCACAGGCAUGCAGUGAGUUCACCAACCAUGUUAUGAACCUGCUGAGGGAACAGUCCCGUACCCGACCCAUCUCACCCAAAGAAAUUGAGCGCAUGGUGGGAAUCAUCCACCGCAAGUUCAGCUCCAUCCAGAUGCAGCUUAAACAGAGCACCUGUGAAGCCGUCAUGAUCCUACGUUCCAGGUUCCUGGAUGCCAGGCGGAAGCGUCGAAAUUUCAACAAGCAAGCGACAGAGGUAUUGAAUCAGUAUUUUUACUCCCACCUCGCCAACCCCUACCCCAGUGAGGAGGCCAAAGAGGAGCUGGCCAAGAAGUGUGCCAUCACUGUGUCUCAGGUGUCUAACUGGUUUGGUAACAAGAGGAUUCGGUAUAAGAAGAACAUUGGAAAGUUCCAGGAAGAGGCUAACCUGUAUGCUAUGAAGACAGCUGUGGAUGCAGCGAGUGUAUCUUCGCAGGCUAGCCAAGCCAACUCGCCAGCCACACCAAACUCAGGCUCGUCGGGCUCCUACAGUCGGCCCAGCACAGGUUGUGCCCACUUGAGUUUGAACUCAGCCAGUGGGGUGGGAUUAUUUCUCAACCCCUCAGUGCAGCCUCAGGAGGAUACCCAGCCCCGUGUUACACUCCUGACGGGAGGUUAUGAGGACCUGCCUGGAGGAACUCUCUUCCCCCCUCACUGUCUCCAUGUUGAUGAUGGCUGGCAGGACAGCGCUGACCCCGCCUCCCUCACCCCCCCGCCCAGGGCACCAGGCAGCGUGCACUCUGACACCUCCAACUGAGGCUGUACCUUCCCAUUCCUGAUUUUGUCCCCUCACCCUGCUGCCCUGUGCUGUUCCUUACACUAACACGAACCCAAGCUGUAGUCAGACCUCGUCAAGCCCAGCAACAAACGGUCACUCCCAAAAGUCCCCGGUCUUUUACCCCUUUCACAAGUUAGUCCAUGUCUUGGCACCACUAUCCUUUUUCUUCUUUUUAUAAUCACUCACCAUGUUUUUUCUUCUCUCAUUUUUUAAAAGAUAAAUCUAGUGACUGAUGUAGAGAGGAUUUUUUCUAAUACUGUUUCACUACAACAGGGCGCCUGCCUGUGCGUGGCCUGGAGCCAGAUGUGGAUUCAUCAUUUUAUUUCAAAGAAUGAAAAAAAAUGGUUUUAAUGGAAAAAAGGCAAAAAAUAAAUAAUAUGUUACUUGUCUUCCAUGCAUGUAGUCCUUUUUAGAUGUUUAGCUAUGAUUGUAUUUUUCUUUUUUCUUGGACUUUUUUUUAAAAAAGGUUGCUACAGAGAAAAAUGUAUAGGUACAACAAAAACUUCUAAAUGGCAGAAAUAACCAAAAAUAAAUAAACACAUUGUAUGUCAGUUAUUACA
Molecule: messenger RNA, 2996 nt
Organism: Myripristis murdjan (pinecone soldierfish)
Lineage: Eukaryota; Metazoa; Chordata; Actinopteri; Holocentriformes; Holocentridae
Product: pre-B-cell leukemia transcription factor 1-like
Exons: 9
Coding region: 1096-2415 (439 amino acids)
Biological process (GO): regulation of DNA-templated transcription
Cellular component (GO): nucleus
Molecular function (GO): DNA binding; DNA-binding transcription factor activity, RNA polymerase II-specific
Source: RefSeq, a predicted model, not a curated record